UAAAUCACUAGAAUUGUACCUGGCAAGUACUCUACCUGUACCUCUCAACCUCCUCCUUCUCCGUCUCUCUCUCUCUCUCUCUCUCUCUCUCGCCUCUUUAUCAUCACCUUUCCAUGUGUACCUCUUUUUAUAUAUAUAUAUAUAUAUAUAUUCCCUUCUCUUCCCCUUUCUCUCAAUACCCACAACAUACACACUCUCUCUCUCCCUCUCUUUCUCCCUCUGUCUCUCUUUUAUAUUCGCUCCCAGGUAUCUGAAUCCUAAUCAUCCCUUUGUCUGGAACAACUCCUACUAAUUGAAGGAUUGAAUUGGGUUACAGUUACGGGGCAACAUUGAGUUUGAUCCUGCUGGCUCUAAAAGACACAAUGAAGCAGCUCAUCCGCCGUCUCUCUCGUGUCGCCGACUCUUCACAGUACAGUCUCCUCCGCUCCGACUCUUCCCGCGCUAGGUGUUCGAGAUCGGCCCGCCGAGCCCAGUCAUUUCGGUGUUUGGUGAAAUCGGCGAGAAGAGUCGCUGGAGGUAAACCGGUACCUGAAGGUCACGUGCCGGUUUAUGUUGGCGAUGAGAUGGAACGGUUUGUCGUUAGUGCGGAGCUACUUAAUCAUCCUAUCUUUAUCGGACUUCUUAAUAAAUCGGCUCAAGAGUAUGGUUAUGACCAAAAAGGCGUGCUCAUGAUUCCUUGUCACGUGCUUGUUUUUGAACGAGUUAUGGAAGCGCUUCGACUCGGACUUGACUCGCGUGACCUUGAUGAACUUCUCGGUUCUUUGGUCACUGAUGACUACUUGCAGAACUAGACAAAAGGAUCCGUGAGAUUAUACAGAGGGAUCCUUUUUUCUUUUUUUCUAUCGUUUUCUUUUUUUAAUGUAAAUAUGCCUUUUGCUAUGAUGAUAAUCAAUCACAGUCACUUUUCUCUCUGUUUUUUUAGAUGUCCUUUUGUAAAAUCAGGGACUAAAUGGAAAUAUAGAGAUGUUACCAGUCUGGUUCUUUUUGCCCAAA
Messenger RNA from Ricinus communis (castor bean), 993 nucleotides. Its product is annotated as auxin-responsive protein SAUR71. The transcript has a single exon. The record is from RefSeq and is a predicted model, not a curated record. Gene Ontology annotation, biological process: response to auxin. NCBI's taxonomy places the organism in Eukaryota, Viridiplantae, Streptophyta, Magnoliopsida, Malpighiales, Euphorbiaceae. Bases 363 to 791 code for a protein of 142 amino acids.